Myxocyprinus asiaticus (Chinese sucker) is the source of this 1575-nucleotide messenger RNA. RefSeq names its product glucose-6-phosphatase catalytic subunit 1-like. The transcript has 5 exons. NCBI's taxonomy places the organism in Eukaryota, Metazoa, Chordata, Actinopteri, Cypriniformes, Catostomidae. The record is from RefSeq and is a predicted model, not a curated record. Gene Ontology annotation, molecular function: glucose-6-phosphatase activity. Gene Ontology annotation, cellular component: membrane. The coding region runs from base 32 to 1099 and encodes 355 amino acids. Gene Ontology annotation, biological process: gluconeogenesis; glucose 6-phosphate metabolic process.
UGUCAACAAAUUGCCUUAGAGAGCAUCUAAAAUGAAUAGUGUGAUGGAUACACUGCAUGGGUUUGGGGUGAGUAGCACCCAAUACCUGCAAACCCAUUACAAAGAUGCCCAGGGAUGGUUCCUUUUUGUCUCCUUUGCUGCAGACCUGAGAAAUACCUUCUUCAUCUUCUUUCCCAUCUGGUUCCAUCUAAAAGAAUCAGUUGGCAUCAAGCUUAUCUGGGUGGCUGUGAUUGGAGAUUGGCUCAAUCUGGUCUUUAAAUGGAUCUUGUUUGGAGAACGUCCAUACUGGUGGGUCCAUGAGACUUCCUACUACACAAACAGCUCUGCUCCACACAUCGAGCAGUACCCCAUGACCUGUGAGACUGGCCCAGGUAGCCCAUCUGGUCACGCUAUGGGUGCUGCUGGUGUCUACUACGCCUUGGUCACCUCCAUCCUGGCCAUAAUGCUGAACAAGGAGAAGAAAACGUCAUCCAAGAGCCUGUACUUGCGUGGUUCAUUCUGGACUCUCUUCUGGAUGGUCCAGGUCUGUGUAUGUCUCUCCAGAGUCUUCAUUGCUGCCCAUUUCCCCCAUCAAGUUAUCGUCGGUGUUAUUACAGGCAUGAUUGUUGCAGAGGCCUUCAACAGACAAAAGUGGAUCUACAACGCUAGUCUGAAAAAUUACUUCAACAUUACAUUAUUCCUUCUCUCUUUUGCGGUGGGCUUCUAUGUGCUCCUUAAAGCUCUGGGUGUGGAUCUCCUGUGGACCCUAGAGAAAGCCCAGAAAUGGUGCGUCAAUCCAGCCUGGGUCCAUAUGGACACCACCCCCUUCGCCAGCCUGUUGAGAAACAUGGGCACCCUCUUUGGUUUGGGACUCGGCCUUCACUCACCACUGUACACUGAGAGAAAGAAGAGCAGCAAUGCUAGUGUCAGGAUUGUCUGUAUUGUCACCUCUCUCUUCCUGCUGCAUCUCUUCGAUUCCAUCAAGCCUCCGACACACACGGCUGCUCUCUUCUAUCUGCUGUCUUUCUGCAAGAGUGCCACCGUUCCCCUUGCCACAGUCAGCAUCAUCCCAUACUGUGUGUCUGGAGCUCUCGGAUUACACAGCAAGAAGCAGCUUUAAGCUGGGAAAGAACUCUACAAGACUGUAAGACAACUACGCAACAAUUUACAGUAUUUUUUAAACUAGUUAGUUUUCACAAUUCAUCCCAUCAGUCAAAGGAACAAUGCCGUAAUGAUCAACUUUAGACUUUUUGAAAUGUGUUUUCUAACUAAAGGGAAGCAGAUAACUAGAGUUUAAAUUAAGCACUGUUAUAUUGCAAGUAUUGUUAAGGAUUGUGUUUUGUUAGAAAAAAAAUUAUUUGUACCUUUUGUUAAAGGUUGUAUAACUUAUAUCUUUGUGCUUUUGGAUCUACAAGAAAAGGUCUGUUUAAACGUAAGUGUUUUUGCUUAAGUUCUUUUUUGAGAACUAAAAGACUAUAUAUAGGAGGACAAAUUUUGUUCUCCCUAAGAAUUAUAUAUUUUUUUUAGAUGUAUUUUCUUUAAUAUUCUAUUUUUGGAAAAUGUUUAGGUCAUUUUUAAUAAAACACUGAAAAUAUA